This is a messenger RNA of Alligator sinensis (Chinese alligator), 724 nucleotides long. It is a transcript of the gene GPT, whose product is annotated as glutamic--pyruvic transaminase. The record is from RefSeq and is a predicted model, not a curated record. Bases 58 to 564 code for a protein of 168 amino acids. Lineage: Eukaryota; Metazoa; Chordata; Crocodylia; Alligatoridae. Gene Ontology annotation, molecular function: L-alanine:2-oxoglutarate transaminase activity. The transcript has 5 exons.
GGGGUGAGGAAGCCCUUCACGGAGGUGAUUAAAGCCAACAUCGGGGAUGCCCACGCCAUGGGGCAGACGCCCAUCACCUUCCUACGCCAGGUCACGACCCUGUGCCUCUACCCCGAGCUGCUCCACGACGCCGCCUUCCCCGAGGACGCCAAGAAGCGGGCACAGCGGCUCCUGGACGCGUGCGCCGGGCACAGCGCCGGUGCCUACAGCGCCAGCCCGGGCAUCCCCGUCAUCCGGCAGGACGUGGCCCGCUACAUCGAGCGGCGGGACGGGGGCAUCCCCUCCAACCCCGACCACAUCUUCCUGUCCACGGGCGCCAGCGAUGCCAUCGUGACGGUGCUGAAGCUGCUGGUGUGGGGCGAGGGCCAGGAGCGCACGGGGGUGCUGAUCCCCCCGCUGACCCCCCCGCCCCCCCGGCCGCAGGUGUACCAGGACAACGUGUACGCGCCCGGGUCCCAGUUCCACUCGUUCAAGAAGGUGCUGACGGAGAUGGGCCCCCCCUUCGCCGAGGGCGUCGAGCUGGCCUCCUUCCACUCCAUCUCCAAGGGCUUCAUGGGCGAGUGAGUGCCCUGGCGCCGUGCCCGCCCCCCGGCCCCUCCCAGCCAAGCCCACCCGUGGCACCAGGACGCUCCUUGGCCCCGGGCUCCGGGGGCAGCAGGGACUCGGGCGCUGGGUGCCCGGGCAGGCAUUACAAGGCACAUAGAGGGGUGGUGGGUGGGGUUUG